This is a messenger RNA of Raphanus sativus (radish), 1401 nucleotides long. RefSeq names its product probable transcription factor At1g61730. The record is from RefSeq and is a predicted model, not a curated record. Bases 76 to 1245 code for a protein of 389 amino acids. Gene Ontology annotation, biological process: regulation of DNA-templated transcription. Gene Ontology annotation, cellular component: nucleus. The transcript has a single exon. NCBI's taxonomy places the organism in Eukaryota, Viridiplantae, Streptophyta, Magnoliopsida, Brassicales, Brassicaceae.
CUCUCUAAACUGUACUUGCCGUCCCACAGACACACCAAAAAACCCUAAAACCACUUCUCCUCAAAGCUGCCCCCAAUGUCGAAGAAGCGUAACCCUCUCGAAGAUCCACCCGCCGCAUCCUCAAGCGACGACGAAGAAGUCGAGUCUUCCGCCGAGGAAGAAGAAGAAGAAGAGGACGACGACUCCUCAUCCGAAGAAGACGCUCCCGCCAAACCUCCUUCCUCCUCCGCCGCCGCCGUCACAAUCGCCGUCCCAGGCAAACCCACCGCCUCCCUCCCCGCCGCCACACAAGCCUCCGAUUCAGAGUCCGGAUCCGAGACCGAGACCGACUCCGAAUCUGAGCCCGAGCAGCCAACGAAAAACAAGGGAUCUGGCAAAGCCAUCCUCACCGCCAAGCCCGCUCCUCCUCCUCCUCCGGUUGCCCUAGCUCUACCGGCGAAGAAAUCAGGAGCGAAGCGGCCUAGCGAAGUCUCCUCUUCCAAGGAGACAACGAACUCGAAGCGAGUCAAGAAGGAUGUUGAGGAUAAGAAGAUCGGAGAGGACUCGAAGAAGCCCGGCGCGUUUCAGAGGCUAUGGACGGAGGAAGACGAGAUUGCCGUGUUACAAGGUAUGAUCGAUUUCAAGAAGGAGACGGGGAAGUCUCCUUACGAGGACACUAAUGUGUACUAUGAUUAUAUUAAGAAGUCUAUUAGCUUUGAGGUUAGCAAGAACCAGUUUAUGGAUAAGAUUAGGAGCUUAAGGAAGAAAUACAUUGGUAAAGAGAAACCGUCAUUCACCAAACCUCAUGAUCAGAAGUCUUAUAGGCUGUGUCAGUAUAUCUGGGGACCUGAUGGGAUGGGUCUUGAGUCCGCCGUUAAGUCGAACGGCGCGUCGAAAAAGAGCCAGAAGAAGACUAAGAAGCUCGACUCCGUGAAGCAGGAGCUUUCUUUUGGGGCUUCGCCUAAUGGUAAAGCGGUUGGUGGUGAUGAUGAUGAGAAAGAUGUGGAGUCGUCUGUUGCUGCUAAGAAACAUGAUUGGUUCGAGAACUCGUUUCUUGUUAAGGGGAUUGCGGGGUUUGGUGUUGAUGAGCAUUGUGUGAAACAGAGGUGGAGUUUGGUUCCGGUGGAGACCAAGAAGAAGGUUGAAGAGAAGCUUAAGCUGUUGCAGGCCAAGGAAAUUGAGUAUGUGUUGCAGAAGACUGAGGUUUUGCAUGAAGUGACCUCUAUGAUCGCUGAAGCAUCUAAGAACAAGCUGUUAGAUAUAUAAGAUUGAGUGCAAAUGCCUCUCUUUUGUUUUUUGUUUUUAUUCCCUGUUAUGAUCUAUCUAUCUAUGUAGUUUUCUGGUUUAUUUUGAUGGUUUUCUCUCAUAUGAAACUUCUCUGUUUUGGUUUUGUUGGUUAUAUAUAAAAGCACCAUUGAAGUA